Pteronotus mesoamericanus is the source of this 5804-nucleotide messenger RNA. It is a transcript of the gene EXOC6B, whose product is annotated as exocyst complex component 6B. The transcript has 22 exons. NCBI's taxonomy places the organism in Eukaryota, Metazoa, Chordata, Mammalia, Chiroptera, Mormoopidae. The record is from RefSeq and is a predicted model, not a curated record. Gene Ontology annotation, biological process: Golgi to plasma membrane transport; intracellular protein transport; exocytosis. The coding region runs from base 86 to 2521 and encodes 811 amino acids. Gene Ontology annotation, cellular component: membrane; exocyst.
AGGCUCUGGAACCUGGGGUGGGAGUGGGAGCGUGAGGUGAGCGGAGCAGCUGAAGGAGGGGACAGGCUGCCGGGCGCCCCAGUCUAUGGAGCGGAGUAAGAUGGCGGAGGCGGAGAGCCUGGAGACAGCAGCGGAGCACGAGCGGAUCCUGCGAGAAAUCGAGAGCACCGACACGGCCUGCAUCGGGCCCACGCUCAGGUCUGUCUAUGAUGGUGAGGAACAUGGACGAUUCAUGGAGAAACUUGAAACUCGCAUCCGCAAUCAUGAUCGAGAAAUUGAGAAAAUGUGCAAUUUUCACUACCAGGGCUUUGUGGACUCUAUAACUGAACUACUGAAAGUGAGAGGAGAAGCUCAAAAACUCAAAAAUCAAGUGACGGAUACUAAUAGAAAACUACAGCAUGAGGGAAAGGAACUGGUAAUAGCAAUGGAAGAGCUGAAGCAGUGUCGACUACAACAGAGAAAUAUUUCUGCCACUGUUGAUAAAUUAAUGCUGUGUCUUCCAGUUCUGGAGAUGUAUAGCAAACUGAGGGACCAGAUGAAAACUAAAAGGCAUUAUCCUGCACUGAAAACUCUGGAACAUCUAGAGCAUACCUAUCUGCCUCAAGUAAGCCACUAUCGAUUCUGCAAAGUGAUGGUGGAUAACAUCCCCAAGCUUCGAGAAGAAAUUAAGGAUGUCUCUAUGUCUGAUCUCAAAGACUUCCUGGAAAGUAUUCGCAAACAUUCGGACAAAAUUGGAGAGACUGCCAUGAAGCAAGCUCAACAACAAAGAAACCUGGAUAACAUCGUCUUGCAACAACCCAGAAUAGGGAGCAAGAGAAAAUCUAAGAAAGAUGCGUAUACAAUUUUUGAUACAGAGCUAGAAAGCACUAGCCCCAAGUCGGAACAGGAUUCAGGAAUUCUGGAUGUUGAAGAUGAUGAAGAUGAUGAAGAGGUACCUGGGGCCCAAGAUUUGGUGGAUUUCUCUCCUGUUUAUCGGUGUCUACACAUAUAUUCUGUCCUGGGUGCCCGGGAAACAUUUGAGAACUAUUACCGAAAACAGAGGCGAAAACAGGCCCGCUUGGUGCUCCAGCCUCCAUCUAACAUGCAUGAAACUUUAGAUGGCUACAGGAAGUAUUUUAAUCAAAUUGUAGGCUUUUUUGUGGUUGAAGAUCAUAUUUUACAUACAACCCAGGGCUUAGUAAAUAGAGCCUACAUUGAUGAACUAUGGGAGAUGGCACUUUCAAAAACCAUUGCAGCACUCCGAACCCACUCGUCUUACUGCUCUGAUCCAAACCUCGUGUUAGAUUUGAAGAACCUCAUUGUACUUUUUGCUGAUACACUUCAGGUUUAUGGUUUUCCUGUAAAUCAGCUUUUUGACAUGCUCUUAGAAAUCAGAGACCAAUACAGUGAAACUCUGCUAAAGAAGUGGGGAAGUAUUUUUAGAAACAUACUUGAUUCUGACAACUAUAGCCCUAUACCAGUAACAAGUGAAGAGGUGUAUAAAAAGGUGGUAGGACACUUCCCAUUUCAAGAUACAGAGCUGGAAAAGCAGCCAUUUCCAAAAAAGUUUCCUUUCUCUGAAUUUGUGCCAAAAGUUUACAACCAAAUUAAAGAAUUUAUCUACGCCUGUCUGAAAUUUUCAGAAGAUCUUCAUCUAAGCUCAACUGAAGUUGAUGACAUGAUCCGAAAAUCUACAAACCUGUUGCUCACCAGGACUCUGAGCAACAGUCUGCAGAACGUCAUUAAAAGGAAGAAUAUUGGACUUACUGAGCUUGUCCAGAUUAUUAUUAAUACAACACACCUGGAGAAAUCCUGCAAGUACUUGGAAGAAUUCAUCACCAAUAUCACUAAUGUGCUUCCAGAGACAGUCCACACUACCAAACUCUAUGGCACCACAACUUUUAAGGAUGCCAGACAUGCAGCUGAAGAAGAGAUUUAUACCAAUUUAAAUCAGAAGAUUGACCAGUUUCUACAGUUGGCUGACUAUGACUGGAUGACAGGAGAUUUGGGCAACAAAGCUAGUGACUACCUAGUAGACCUCAUUGCUUUUCUACGUAGCACCUUUGCUGUAUUCACACACCUUCCUGGAAAGGUGGCUCAGACAGCAUGUAUGUCAGCUUGCAAGCAUUUAGCCACAUCCUUGAUGCAACUCUUGCUGGAGGCUGAAGUAAGGCAGCUUACCUUGGGAGCGUUACAGCAGUUCAACUUGGAUGUCAGAGAAUGCGAACAGUUUGCCAGAUCCGGCCCGGUGCCUGGGUUCCAGGAGGACACGCUGCAGUUGGCCUUCAUCGACUUGAGACAACUUUUGGACCUCUUCAUCCAGUGGGACUGGUCAACCUACCUUGCGGACUAUGGCCAGCCCAACUGCAAGUACCUCCGAGUAAACCCCGUGACAGCUCUGACCCUGCUGGAGAAGAUGAAGGACACUAGCCGCAAGAACAACAUGUUUGCACAGUUUCGUAAAAAUGAGCGAGACAAGCAGAAAUUGAUUGACACUGUGGCCAAGCAGCUGCGUGGACUCAUCAGCACCCACCACUCCUGAGGGCUGGCCUCGAGCCCACAGAGGCUGCUCACGGCAGCCCCGCGGCCCGGGACCCGGCCCUGGCUGGCGCUGCAUCUGUGCAUUCUUCUUCGGAGAGAGAAAAUGUAUUUUUUUAAUAACCUAUGUACAGUAUUCGCAUAACCUUUCCCUAUAGUAAUAGAGGCACAAGAGUAAGGAAGCAUAUGAACUGUUGCUAGGCUGGGACUCAGGGGAAGCUAUCACUACGCUAUCUAUAUUAUCCUAGAGAUGGUGGUGCCAUCUCUCCCGGUGUGAGGGACCACCUUUCACCUGCAGAGCUUAGGUCUGGGGCCUGGGAACCACACAGACAAACGGGCACUUGGCACUGGGGUAAGAUGAGCAGGCGGAAGGAUGAUACCCCACUCCCUCCUGGGUGCCCCAUUCACCACCUCGGUGAGGCCGAGUCUUUCCAACGCAAGGAAGGGGUCUGGAAAACAUUACUGUUUAGUAUAUACCACAGACCAGCACACACUUCUGGAGGUUCGCCUCAGCCCAGUGGCUGUCAUCAGCUGGUGAACCUGCACAGCAUGUGACAACUCCAUUCCCCCGAGGAGGGCAGCUUCUUUAGCCUAGAUCUGACCCAGUGCUUUCCUGCUCAUUUUUCUGUGGCAGGACAGAGCUGAGAGUGCAGGGGUAAUAAGCAGGCCCCAUGACUAACUACACGUCACCCCCACACAGGAAGCCAGUGUGAACGGAAUCGGAGCCUCGGUCCCUUCCCCAUUCAUCUCAUCCCCUCCUUUCAGGGUCGGGACACGUGGUUCAGGGCCUAGGUCACCAGUUAUUUCCAUAGAUCCUCACAGAGCGCCUCAGGCUGGGCCUCCUGCGUGGCGUCACUGGGGUAGGUCGGAUUCCGGAAGCCCGCAAGUGGCUCUUAUGUUACCCUUAGGGAAAACCUGAAGACUGCUUGACAUUGUUCCUUUGUGUUUUAAAAAUCAGCUUUCUGGCCAGUGUCUUCAAAGGCAAUGUCACCAGCUCUGCACUGUGGGGGCAGCCACAGCUGGACUGGAUGCCUCAGGUGAUGGAGCCACUGUCACCAUGGAGUGGGCUGGGCCAACCACAGCUAGGGGUUUGUCGCCUCUGGCCCAGCUGCCCCUCACUGAGUCAUAUCGUGGAGAAUAUGACGCUCUUGCUCAGGCACAAUGCUUCCAUCCUCUUCUGAGGAUCCCCAUGGACACCCUUUGGCCUUACGUGAGAAAGAUUGCCUGUAAUCCUAUCUCCCAAAAUCUGGAGUUCCCUAGGGAGCCUGGACAGCUGGCCCAGAGACGGUGUCCACUAUCCCAGAUGCGCCCUGAGACUUAACGCAGGGGCUUUGCUAGGAGGUCAGAGGAACCUGCACUUUAAGACACUGCAGGAAGAUGCUAUUAGGGCAACUGGCAAGAGUAUAAUUAGGCAUCACCAAACGAUUACAAAUAAGCCACACAGGUAUUUCCAGCUUGGAUUAGUGGGAGGAGACACUCAUCAAACAGAAUUCCUAGCUGCCUUUGUCAGCCACCAGUUGCUCCUGGGGAAGGCAGUGCUUCCGCAGGCCUUCCCUCCCCUGGCCCCUCCCUAACUCACAGCUGGAAAACCGCGAGGUGAGGGUCCGGGGAUGGGGACACACUCCGGCUGCACUAGAGCUUGCAAAUGCCCUCUGAGGCCCAGCCUGAGGGCACGGCAGUGGGCAGUGUGGCCCGGGUCUUAGGAUGAUGGUUGGGUUGGGUGCUGCCACCAAGAACCUCAAAGCCAGGGAAAGGCAGGGACCCAUGGGAGGGAAACCCAAGAUGCCCUCUCCCAAGCCUUGGGUUUUAUUGGAAAAGUGAGAAAGGAUUACACUAACCUGAAGUCCUGUUGCUUAAAAAGGGCCCAAAACACCCUCCUCCACUAAUCCCCAGUUUGCAGCAAGAUCCCUUCAACUGGAGCACUGAGACACUGAAGUGAGAAUGGGGUGACUCUUACAUGUGUCACAGUUUUUGUCUUUUUGUAAGCAUUGCUGGUCUGGUCUCAAACCUGUGCCCCGGAAAAACCAUGCUAGGGAGGACUAGGUGCACAGGGCCGGCAGAGGAGGGUGGCCCUGCUCCUUGCUCACAGAAGCCCCUCUAGGGAAAAGCCUGCUCAGCUCAAGACUCCCAAGGGCGGACCCUGCAGCAGCCCCCGGCUGCCCCUCAGCCUGCCUUCAGUCUGCCCUAACAGCUGCCAACCCCCUGCCACUGGGCUGCCUGUGGAGACACACUCUUGGUGGGCUGGGGAAGGUAACAAAACAGGACCAGCAAUGUCCCAGUUGUUGGGAGGGUAAAGUGGGACUUCUCAGUUUUGUCUAUAGGCCUCUAGCUGGGCCAGCCCUCGGAGCUGGGCGGAGCGUGGGCGCCCAAGCCCCUCAGGCGCCUAAGCCCCUCAGGCGCCUGAGGCCUGGCCCCAGGUGCCCAGGGAUGCAGAGGAGCCUGGAGGCCGCAGGAAGGGGGCGAGGACAUGGGGACGGGAGGCCUACCUGCCUUCUAGUUGCCGCAGACCCCUGACCAAGUUCUCGGGGAAACUAGGUUCCUGUCCCUGAAAGGACAGUCUGGCUUGGGACCCUGUCUUUUGGCGUUGGGUUUCAGGAAUAACAGGGAGCUUGCGGAGCUGUAACAGUCACAGGAAAACCUCUCUGAGCAGAUUGUAAAUGAAGCUGUUGGUGGGUGGAGGAACCGGGGACCUGGAUAUCGGAACCAGCAGAAUCCCUGUUGGCAAAGGGGAUUAAAGCUCCCAGAGAGGGGAUGCGAAGCUCCCCAGGUUUCCGUUGCCCGCCUGGCCUGAUAGCCCCCCAGGCCUCAACGGCCAGCCCCGCUUCCCUGCAGACCUGUGCCUACCCGGCCAGUCCCAGACCUGAAGCCCUUUUCCCUCCAAGGCCGGCGUUGGCCGCGACCUUCCUCAUAAGGCCCCUGAGCACACGGGCCCAGGGCAGCUGCAGAAACCCCCGCCUUAGCCUCCCUCUCCCGGGACUCUGCUCCCGGCUGCUUCUGUGGCCUCUUUUAUUUUUCUUCUUCUUUUUAUUUCUUUGCCUGAAUUACAAUUACUUUUCACUAAUGUGUUGGAAACAGCCUUUUUAUUUUGCACAAAUAGUUGCACAUUUACUGAGGAAAUUUAGGAGAGUCCAUUUUUAGCUCUAAAGGGAACUUUUAUAAAACUCACUAGUAAAGCUACUGAUACAGACAGGCCUCAUGGUUAUUGGAAAACUUCCUAUGUGGAAAGAGCAUGUUUUUCCUCCUGUACAUUCUCCUCUUUUAACUGCUAUUAAACAAGAAAGCCUAUA